Messenger RNA from Penicillium cinerascens, 2922 nucleotides. Its product is annotated as serine/threonine-protein kinase. Lineage: Eukaryota; Fungi; Ascomycota; Eurotiomycetes; Eurotiales; Aspergillaceae. Bases 1 to 2922 code for a protein of 973 amino acids. Gene Ontology annotation, biological process: peptidyl-serine phosphorylation; intracellular signal transduction. The record is from RefSeq and is a predicted model, not a curated record. Gene Ontology annotation, molecular function: ATP binding; protein serine/threonine kinase activity. The transcript has 4 exons.
AUGUCGGUCUCUUAUGGGAAGAGAGUGCGAAGUCGACGAAGCGUCUUCGGUCUUUGGAUUCCCAACAAAACCAACAAGCUCUCAAGCAAAAUCGAUCCUUCUCCUGUUGAUUCUGCAGUAUCCGACAGUCCUGCAUCCGAUCACGGGCCCAGCUCUGCAGCCGGUAGAGAUCGUCUGAAGAUCCGACUGACACGAAGUGGCUCGAAGAUUCUAUUGUUAUUUGGCCUGGGUGGUUCUUCCAACAGUCACAAGACGAGCGUUGAAUCUGUGUCAUGCGAAGGCAGUCAUAUCGCCGAAGGACCUCAGACUCCAUCGCUUCCGAUAAUAGAGCGGGACCACACCAUCUUCUUACCCGGAAAUUACUCGCUAGAGAGUACACCAGCGGCGUUGCCUUCUCGAGUCAACACUCCGCCGGAGAUCCAGAAACCCGCUAGCGUGUCUUCGAAUGAUCCACAGCUUGCUGGAAAAAGGACUAGUACAGAAGCCGAAGGGGAAGCAGUCCAGAAACGUACUGCUGAAGAGGCGAAAAGCCACUCCACCAAUGCCAGUGAGCCACAAAGCCCACUGAACUCGAAGCUGGUCGACAUUCUGUCCCAAAGACUCUCUUUCACGUUUGGCCAGCCAACGGUAAUUCGUCGUACUCACCUGCGCUCGAGACCAAGUAUUCCCUUCAUCGAGUCACCUAUAUUGACUACGCCCAUCAAGCAGCACGGCGAUGGUGCUGAUGACAGCUCGGAACCGUCGACGGGCCCGAGCAGCAAUGGCUCGCCAUUGGGAUACUCGACACCUCCGACCCCAGUGACAUCGCCAGAGCCAUCCCCUUCCUCUGAUAAAUUCAAGGUCUUAUCAACCGAUCUUUCUACUCUCUCAGAUCGUGUGUUCGUCGUGAAUACCACUUUGGGAAUCAAAUCCCCGACCAUCUCACCCUCGAUCAUAAGUGUGGAGGCCGCCUCCGUGACCAAGGUAUACUUGGAGCUCUAUUACAACUCAAUUUUCCAGAAUCAGGAUCCACGUUUGCAGCGCCAACAUGAACUUGAACAGCAUAUCUUCACUUUUCAGCUCGCACCAGAUGAGCAGGCCCAGAUCAGACGCAACUGGGUGCUGCAGGAGAAUGAAAAUCUGCGACAGUGUCGAGCCUUGAAAACCAGUAUGCGAUGUGUUCGGGAUGAAGGUACAGAGUCGAUUGCUGGUUACGAAGUCAUCAAAGUCUUAGGCAAAGGAAGUUUUGGCGUGGUUCGCUUGGUUCGCGAGAAAAAGAGCGACGAGGCGUCAAUUGCGGAGGAUGAUUUCUCCAUGCCAGAAUGCUAUUCAUCCGUCUCAAGAAGCAUGUCUCUCGGAAUGCUGAGGUCUGCUGUUGAUGAAGCCAAGCACGGCCGACGACGAUUCAUGACUGGGGAAAAGAAAGAAGUGUACGCAAUGAAGGUGAUCAGAAAGUCCGACAUGAUUCGAAAUUGUCAAGAAGGGCAUAUUCGAGCGGAGAGAGACUUCCUCGUUGCGUCCGAGAAAUCUCGCUGGGUUGUUCCGUUGAUCACCAGUUUCCAGGAUGCCACCAAUUUAUAUCUCGUCAUGGACUACAUGCUCGGUGGGGACUUUCUCGGAUUGCUGAUUCGCAAAGAUAUACUCCGUGAAGAUUGGACAAGGUUUUAUAUCGCCGAGAUGAUCCUGUGCAUCGAAGAGGCCCAUCGACUGUCAUGGAUUCACCGUGAUAUCAAGCCUGACAACUUCCUCAUCUCUGCAUCUGGUCACUUGAAAAUCUCCGACUUCGGACUGGCCUUCGACGGGCAUUGGUCUCAUGACCAAGCCUACUAUCACAACCACCGCUACGACCUGAUAGACAAACUCAGAAUCAAUGUCACUGGAGAUAGGGAGGAUCAAGCACAAGCCGCGGAGCUGAAGGAAUUCUCCGAAGUGAGCUCUCAUGGGUUGAAUGGGCCAUCUAACUUUCAGGUGCCAUCGACGGAUCUUUUGGACUGGCGCAACAGCAAAGGGAGGCGUAGAUUUGCGAAGAGCGUGGUUGGCACCAGCCAAUACAUUGCGCCGGAGGUCAUCCGAGGCGAGAUGUAUGAUGGGCGAUGCGACUGGUGGAGUCUAGGCGUCAUUAUCUACGAGUGCUUAUACGGCUUUACGCCCUUCGCUUGUGAAAAUCGCCACGACACCAAGAUCAAGAUUCUUCAACACAACCGGACCCUGAAAUUCCCAAGAGAAAAGCCAUCGGACAAGGCGGUCUCCCCAGACGCCAUCGAUCUCAUGGCACGAAUUCUACAGGAACGCGAAUUCCGACUCUGCUCUCAGAAGUACCACGCCAAUGAUGUGUUGGCAGGCCGGCCUGUCUCCGCACAGUUUCUCUACUCCAUGGAUUCCCGACACAUGAACAUACCCAGCUACUACGUGUUUCCCAACGAUGCGGCCGACAUCAAAGCCCAUCCCUUCUUCAGAGGCACCCGGUGGAGCGAGCUUCACUUGACCCAGCCACCAUUGGUCCCCAGGGUCAAAGGGUGGGAGGACAGCCGGUAUUUCGACGACUGGGAGGGCCUUGGCAAUAUCGAUCAGGGUUCCUCAGAUAGUGACGCACCAGAAUCUGAUGAGGACCCCGACGCAAAUAUUGCUGGUACAGCCGCAGUAUCCCAGGGCCAUCAUUCUCCACUUCCUCUACCUCUUGAGAGACCAGAUCCAGAUGGGAAUCUGGUGGCUACAGCGGAGCCUAGUGCGCAGCAGGUAGAGCGUGCUGCGAAGAGAAGGGAGAAGAAACGACCCCGCGACAAGAUCCUUCGAGACAAAAGGAUUGGCCGAGCUGCACUUGAGAUCCGCAAGCGAGGUGCAUUUCUCGGAUAUACCUACCGGCGACCCAAGGGCCCGGCGAUGGCACUCGGCACCGACCGUGGGCGACAGCCAUUUGCAAGAGGUCAGUUAGGGGGGCUAUAA